GCGUUACUGUUGAAGUUCCUCGUCAUCAUGUGGUGUCAAUGGUUGGUGCGAAUAUGGUCUCAGUUGUAGUUUGUCGAUCACUGAUCUGAUCGUUUUUUUUUCUCCUUUUUUCUCGCCCGCACAUAGCUUUUGGUCUUAUGACUUUGCUAGUUGCGGUUAUGUUUCCACGUGAGUGUGUUGGGUUGGCUGUGUGCAUCCUAGUUAUGCAGAGGCCGGGUGUGUGCUCAUUGUGUUAUGUAUCCUCUUGAUGCUCCAUUUUGAGCCAAUAAAGUCCACCCUUUGUCGAAAAAAAGUGCAUGCAUCAAGCCCUUAGUUUUUCUCUUUAUUUCGUUUUGAUUUUCUACGGUGUUACAACUAACGCCCAUACACCUGCAUAUAUUCGUAUUGAUUUUCUAUGAUGUUACAACUCACGACCAUACACCUGCAUAUAUAUUGGGCGUGGACCGGCUAGCAAACCGACUGAAACUAGACUUCCAAGUACAACACAGACACUCCUAAUUAAUAAACCUACUAGGACACGUCUAGCUAGCUACUAGCUUGAGUAUGCUACUAUAAUUAACGUAUCUAGCUAAGCCUAGCACCAAUACAAAUUCAGCUAACACCACGUAGUCUUCUGCCUACGCCGUGAUUAUUCAUAAGGAAAGAUUAUUCCUAACAUCUUUGGUAUCUGAGGGGAACACCACACAUGCGUGCUAUUUGUGCUGACGUUGAAACUUAAUGUUUCUAGGCGUCUUCAUGGUCGGAGUGUAUGAGUUCAUGGAUGCGCGGAGACUUGGUAAGUUAACAGCCUAUUAAUUGUACAUAGCUAGAAUUUGGUAAUGUUGAGUUAAUUAGUCUGCAUUGUUACCGCCUCGAUUGAUCGAUGCAUGACAAAUGUAAUAUUCAGGUGAAGUUAGAAGCCUUUACAAAAUGUGAAGCAAUUCCACGUGCAAAGACGUGCAGUGAGUUCCCUGUCAUGCUGCGGAUCACUGGGGAACAAUGGCGUGGCGUGGAAGAGAUGCCACGUGCAGGCGUGGACGUCGUGGUGGUGGUUGAAGUCGACUGGUUCAUGGUGCGUCAAGGGAGGAUGGAUAUCAUCAAGGAAGCUCUUAUGAUUGUCAUCGACAAGCUCGGCCCCAACGACCGGCUCUCCAUCUUGUCAUUCGAGGAUAACGUGCCCCGAAUUAUGAAGCUCACGUUCAUGUCCGACCGAGGCCGGGAUGCUUUGAAGUUCAUGGUCAACGAGCUGUCCGCGAACCAUAGCUACAACAUAGUCGCUGCUCUGCAAGUGGGAGCUGAGAUUCUGAGAGAUGGUCAAGCGGAGGAGGCGGGUGACAGUCGCAUUGGCUGCAUCAUGUUCGUGUCGGAUAGCAGUGACACGCGGAUCAGGAAGAUCAGGAACAGGUACAAUGAUGUAAUCACCAAGGAAUUUCCGGCUUACGUCUUCGGUAUGGGAGAGCAACACCACCCGGAGGUCAUGAAGUACAUAGCCGACAUGACCGGCGGCACCUGCUCUUUCGUCGACUACGACCUCAACGAGAUGAGAGAUGCCUUUGAGCUGUUCAUCAGCGGCCUCACAAAAAUCGCCGCAACAUCCAUCAAGAUCACCCUCAGGGCGCACGAGGGUGCGUCUAUAUCAUCCAUCUACUCCAGAGGAUUCUACAACCGCGUGAGCUCUGACAGACGCUCCGGCGAGAUACACGUCGACAACAUGUACGCCGGCGAGCGGAAGAACUUCAUCGCCUACCUUAGUGUCGCAGGUGGCAACAAGGAGAAGCUAAUGACCGCUGGCGGACGGUACAGGAGCUUCAUGGCACAUCAGAAGCUGGCCGACACGGACGUCUUGGUCCUGCGACCAGGUUCGGCAUGCUCACCUGGCAAGAACACCAUCCACCCUCAGGUGGCGGCCGAGCUUGUGCGGAUCGGGCUUUGGAAUGGCCUGUUGGAGAUAGGUAGAAGCGCUUAUGAGCUGGAAGAGCUAUGGGUCGGCAUCAAGCGCUCUGAGGAGGGCGGCGGCGCAGCCAAGGAAACCUUGUUGGAGCUCGGUCAAGACGUGGCUGAAAUUAAGAGAGAGUUCGCCGUCAGCCUGCCGCCUCCUUAUUUUAUUUCUUGGCUGAAUUGCCACGAGUGGCAGCGUGCAACCACCAAGGGCACACGCCGCGUCUCCGGUGCUUUCACCGUGCCGGGGCAGCAUGAAGAUGAAGAUGCAAAGGUUGACAACAGGGGCCACGAUUAAAGCAAAGAUGAUCCAUCUUCUUCUCCAUAUUUUUCAUGUAAUAAUAUAUAGAACUACUGCUGUACCUGCGAGCUCCAUUGUAAAGUUUGUUUUACUACAUAUCCCAAGAGUAAAGUUUGUUUUCAACUCUGUAGUCGGUACUCGGUAGUGUGAUCCGACCUCGCAAACUCAUAAAUCUUAUCGACAGCAGAUUUCGUAGGGAAGGGAGUAAUUAAGAUGGUAUCAAAUGGGUAAGUUUUUGUCAUGACAG
Aegilops tauschii subsp. strangulata is the source of this 2465-nucleotide messenger RNA. Its product is annotated as probable E3 ubiquitin-protein ligase EDA40. The record is from RefSeq and is a predicted model, not a curated record. Lineage: Eukaryota; Viridiplantae; Streptophyta; Magnoliopsida; Poales; Poaceae.